Molecule: messenger RNA, 318 nt
Organism: Macroventuria anomochaeta
Lineage: Eukaryota; Fungi; Ascomycota; Dothideomycetes; Pleosporales; Didymellaceae
Product: ankyrin
Exons: 1
Cellular component (GO): cytoplasm
Molecular function (GO): protein binding
Source: RefSeq, a predicted model, not a curated record
AUGAUCACAAAACUGCUGCUCGACAAAGGCGCCGAGGUCAACGCGCAGGGUGGACACUGCGGCAACGCACUGCAGGCAGCUUCAUACGGAGGCCACGAGCAGGUAGUCAAGAUGCUGCUCUACAGAGGCGCCGAUGUCAACGCGCAGGGUGGACACUACGGCAACGCACUGCAGGCAGCUUCAUACGGAGGCCACGAGCAGGUAGUCAAGAUGCUGCUCGACAAAGACGCCGAUGUCAACGCGCAGGGUGGAGAGUACGGCAACGCGCUAUGGGCCGCCUCUUUUCGAGGUCAAGGGUAUGUUGUGACGAUGCUGCUC